CCUCCUCUGUGCUUAAUUCUUCUUCUUCGUCCCUUUGUCUCCGUCACGAACCAGAGCUCAAUAAUGGCGUCGAUUCUCUCGAAGAAGCAGAAGAAGAAAGAAAAGUACACGUUAAAAGAGCUCAAGUCAUUGGGUCGUGACCUACUCUCUUCUCGAGCUCACAUCAAUAACCUUCCUCUCCUUCUCACCUUCGUCUCGCCGGAAUCUCCGCCGCAGUUCGUGGUGGAAUCUCUCCUUUCCCUCCAGUCCUUUUUCACUCCUCUUCUCUCUCAGCUUCCCUCGACUUCGUCACAUCCUUCUUCAGCGAAACGCCCUCGUUCCGAAGAUGACGAUGAUGAUUCGUCAAAGACUAAGAAAGCUGGAGCCGAUGACCCUGAAGUUAUCUUCAAAGCUUGGCUAAGAUCGAAAUUUGACGAGUUCGUGAAGCUUCUUCUCGAUGUUCUUGUCUCUGAACAGUCCGAAGAUACUCUAAGGGAUAUUGUAUUGGGCACGUUAAUGGAGUUUGUAAAGCUUUUGAAUGUGGGAAGAUUUCACUCUUCCAUCUACCACAGAUUACUUAAUGCUAUUAUUCAUUCUGCAGUUGAUAUCGAUUUAUUCUUGGAUAUACUUACCUCAAAGUACUUCAAGUACAUUGAUGUCCGCUAUUUUACCUACAUCAGCAUGGAAAAGUUUGUGAAAACAGUGGAAGCAUCGGUUUUGUCUGCUGAUAGAAGCGCGAUUGAAAAUAAAGAGACUGAGAAUGAUAUGAAAGACCGCCUAGAGGUCUCUAUCCGCAAGAUCUAUCAAGUUUUAUCUCAAAUCCCACCCCCUGAAAAACAAGCUGAAAAGUCUCAACACGAGAUGUGGAGUGGUUCAGAUGGAAGUAGUAGUGAGAAACCGACAGAUAAAAAGAAAAAGAAUAAGGAACAAGACAGCUGUCUUCUUUCUCCGACUACAAUUGCCAAGAGGAUGAAGUUGAAGUUCACUAAAGCAUGGAUUUCAUUUCUCAGACUGCCACUUCCCCUUGACGUGUACAAGGAGGUUCUUGCUAGUAUUCACCAGACAGUUAUCCCCCAUCUAUCUAAUCCUGCAAUGUUAUGCGACUUCCUAACAAAGUCAUAUGAUAUCGGGGGAGUUGUCAGUGUGAUGGCUCUAAGCAGCCUCUUCAUCCUCAUGACCGAACAUGGUUUGGAAUAUCCCAACUUUUAUGAAAAACUCUAUGCGUUACUGGUUCCUUCGGUCUUUGUGGCAAAGCACCGAUCAAGAUUUCUUCAGCUUCUUGAUGCUUGCCUGAAGUCACCAUUGCUUCCAGCAUAUCUGGCAGCUUCAUUCGCAAAGAAACUAAGCAGAUUGUCACUUUCCGUUCCUCCCUCUGGAUCGUUAGUCAUAACGGCUUUAAUCUACAACCUUUUGCGAAGACAUUCUUCAAUCAACCAUCUGGUGCACAAGGAACCUGAUGAAAACGCCAAUGAAGCCAAUUCAGGCGCUGGUGAACACAAUGAGAGCCAACCAAAGACCUACAAAAAGCUUGGCAUUGACUAUUUCAACAAUCAGGAAAGUGAUCUCAAGAAAACUGGUGCCCUGAGAAGUUCUCUUUGGGAGAUUGACACUUUACGCCACCAUUACUGCCCACCAGUUUCAAGGUUUGUUUCAUCACUAGAGACUGAUCUAACCAACAGAGCAAAGACCACUGAAAUGAAAAUUGAAGAUUUUAGCUCUGGUUCAUAUGCCACCAUAUUUGGGGACGAGAUUCGGAGAAGAGUAAAACAAGUUCCAUUAGCUUUCUACAAAGUGGUUCCAACGUCAUUGUUUGAGGAUUCAGAUUUUCCGGGGUGGACAUUUUCCAUUCCUCAAGAGGAAGGCAAAUGCUGAUUUCAAAGAGUAGCCAAAACUCAUGAAGUAUACACUGCAGGUAUUCGAAGAUUUGUGAUACCAAAUUUUGUAGUUUGGACCGAUCAGAUAUGGUUUUGGUUAGGUGUGUUAAACCGGCUAUAUUUGUUUUUUGAGUUUUUGUUUUUUGCUUUUCAACGUGAGCAGAUCCCAAAAGAAAGAUACUAAAACUUAAAAAGUCUGCUUUGUAGUCAGAAAAUUACAUAAACCUAGGAAGAAGAAACUAGAAAGAUCAUAAAUGGAUCCUUUUUUA
Molecule: messenger RNA, 2122 nt
Organism: Eutrema salsugineum
Lineage: Eukaryota; Viridiplantae; Streptophyta; Magnoliopsida; Brassicales; Brassicaceae
Exons: 15
Coding region: 64-1851 (595 amino acids)
Biological process (GO): ribosome biogenesis
Cellular component (GO): Noc4p-Nop14p complex; nucleolus; small-subunit processome
Source: RefSeq, a predicted model, not a curated record